This is a messenger RNA of Pan troglodytes (chimpanzee), 494 nucleotides long. It is a transcript of the gene SMIM32, whose product is annotated as small integral membrane protein 32. The record is from RefSeq and is a predicted model, not a curated record. NCBI's taxonomy places the organism in Eukaryota, Metazoa, Chordata, Mammalia, Primates, Hominidae. The transcript has a single exon. The coding region runs from base 89 to 400 and encodes 103 amino acids.
AGGGGCGCGCCAUGGAGGCGCCGGGUCGCGCCAGUAUGCUCCAGGCCAAGUGAAGCGGUCCGGCUGGGGUCGGCGGGACCCGCGGGCCAUGUACGGCGACAUAUUCAACGCCACGGGCGGCCCCGAGGCGGCGGUAGGCAGCGCGCUGGCCCCAGGAGCCACGGUCAAGGCAGAAGGCGCUUUGCCGCUGGAGCUGGCCACUGCGCGCGGUAUGAGGGACGGCGCGGCCACAAAGCCCGACCUGCCCACCUACCUGCUGCUCUUCUUCCUGCUGCUGCUCUCGGUGGCGCUCGUCGUCCUCUUCAUCGGUUGCCAGCUGCGCCAUUCGGCCUUCGCCGCGCUGCCCCACGACCGCUCGCUGCGCGACGCCCGCGCGCCCUGGAAGACGCGGCCGGUGUAGCUUGGGACUGAGCCACGGCCGCCGGGCGCCCCGUCCCGACCUAGCCAAGAGCAGCCAGCUUGAGCCUGGUAGGGAGGGCACGACGCCAGGGAUC